AUGCUUCCUUGAGCGUCAAGCGAUCUGUCCUCCUUGCCAGUUUGUGUUUAUGAAUUUACCUAUACCCGGGAAGAAAUUCAACUGUAUCAACCAUUCUUGGUCAGCGAACAUUUAGACAAAGAGCAUGAAAUUAACACGGAAAUAGUAUUUUUGGCGGCGAACAGCGCGUGGGACAAUCCUACCUAUUGACCAAUCGGCGCGCGUCUGAGGUCAUCGCGUGCAGACAUUUUCAUUCAUGUGUGUAGUUACACACGAAGCCCACUAAAAACUACGGAUUCGGUCCCACGUGGAUACCUCAUCUUUCACGGGGCGGUUUAUCUUCAGUGAUAUAACGAAGAGUUGAGCUGAGGAAGAAAUUCAAGAUGGCCAGGAACCACUCUGCAACCAGUGAAUCUAUGAAGCCACUGAUGAACACACACAAUGAUUCAGCUCUCGGCUUCAUCACUGAUGAUGACCCCCCAACCUACAAGGAAACAACGCUGACGUCAACACCCAUGAAAGGCUCCGAAUCUGUCAAGAUAGCCAUUGAGGAUACACAGAGUUCGUCCUCAGCCAGCAUGGACUCGGGCUCCAGCAGCCUCAUCUCCAACCUGACGCUCCUCCACUCCAAGAUGGAGGACUUCUUCAAGGAGAAGCAGAAGAUCUUCGUGAAAGGCCUACUGGUUGUACUGGCAGUCGCCUACCUGGCCUACUUCAUAUAUGCACUGUACCUGCACGCCACCCGUCAAUGCGAGACCAGCGCUGUCCCUCUCAUCGUUGUCACCAUCAUCGCUCUAGUCUUCAUCGUCUUCAGAAACAUCAACAACAUGUUUGGUGACAACAUUAGAAAGUUCAUGAAAGUCAUUCAGUCUGCCAUCAAGAGUAAAUGGCACAUUCUAAAAUGGGUUGCUUUGUUCUUGGUGUAUGGCGGCAUGCUUGCACUGAUCAUCUACACCGUGUGGGAGGUCCCUAGCAACCUGGUGUCCCUCGCCGGCAUCAUCACCUUCAUCAUCGUCCUCUUUCUCUUGUCCUCCAGCCCCACACAGGUGCGAUGGCGGCCGGUGCUCGGCGGGUUCACGCUUCAGUUUUACUUUGCUGUGCUAAUCCUGAAGUGGGAUAUCGGCUACAGGGUGUUCUACUUUCUUGGGAAGGAGAUUCAGAAGUUCCUGGCAUUUACCGAUUUCGGUUCCAAAUUUGUCUUCGGAGAUAAAUACACUGACCACAUCUUUGCUAUGAAGGUGCUUCCGGUGAUCAUCUUCUUCAGCUGCUUCAUCUCUAUCCUGUACUACCUCGGCACCAUGCAGUUCAUCAUCGGCAACAUCGCCUUCGUGAUGAAGAGCUUGCUGGGUACAACGGCUGCCGAGAGUCUGUGUGCCGCUGGCAACAUCUUCGUCGGCCAGACGGAGGCUCCCAUCUUAAUCAGACCGUACCUGAACGUGAUGACUCGUUCGGAGCUGCACGCCGUCAUGGUGGGAGGUUUUGCCACUAUUGCUGGGGGUGUGCUGGCUGCCUAUGUGUCGUUUGGUGUUCCUGCAGAACACCUGUUGUGUGCGAGUGUGAUGAACGCCCCCUGUGCCCUGGCCGUGUCCAAACUGCUCCACCCAGAGACGGAGACUAGCAAGCUGGAGGACAUCGAUGACUUGGAGCAAGAGGACGAUGACAACAAACCUCGCAACUUCCUUGAGGCUGCAGCUGCUGGGGCAUCCACCUCCAUCUGCCUCGUCGCCAACAUCGCCGCCAACCUCAUCGCCUUCUUGGCUCUGCUUGCCUUUGUCAAUGCAGUCCUGUCCUGGUUUGGGGCCUUCGUCUGCUUCCCACAGCUCUCGUUUGAGAAAAUCUGUUCCUAUGUCUUUAUGCCCGUGGCGUACCUGAUGGGGGUGGAGUGGAAGGACGCAGGGGUGGUGGGCGAACUAGUCGGCAUCAAGACUUUCCUCAAUGAGUUUGUGGCCUAUAAGGAGCUAGCCAAGUUCAUCACCAACCGUGAAGAAUGCAAGGAUGGAACUACCAUCUCCCGGCGGUCUGAGAUUAUGGCCACGUACGCACUGUGUGGCUUCUCCAACCUGAGCUCCAUCGGCAUCCAACUGGGUGGCCUUGGACCAAUGGCACCCAAACGUGUGAAAGACUUGGCCCAGAUUGUCAUCCGUGCACUGUUUGGAGGAAUUGUGGCAUGUCUCAUGACAGCCUCCAUUGCAGGUCUACUGAUGGCGGACCACUCCGCAUCAUCCAUCCCCUGCAUCAACAACGCAACAGCGAUUAACAUCACAUCGAACUCCGUCCUCAACGACACAUCAUAUUCCGUGCUCAAUGACACUGUACCCAUGGUGUUCAACAUGACACUAUCUUAGUGUUGCCAGGGAACCAAUAUAUAGCAUCUUUGACUGCCAAAUUGGUUCCUUUGGAAGAAAUGAAAGAGGUGUGUGUUUGAAAUGUGUGAAGUGUGUUUGUAAAGGAUGAUGUCUUGAUAGGGACCACAAACAAAGCAUUUAAUGUAUUCAAGGAGUUUGUGGAACAAUAAUGAAACUCCUCUAAAUUUUCAAUAAAAUGAGCCCUCUUAGUUUUGUGAGGCAUUCAAGGUAUUUUGCAUCCAAAUGUAUAAAAAGUAUACUACUCAAAAGAAAGUCAAAGAACACCCAAUUUUCAUAUUACUAUAGUUAAUCUCUCAUGACAACAACUAGUCAUAUGAAAGAAUCAGGUGUUCUUUAACUUCUUUUGAGUAGUAUAUUUUAAACAUGUCGUUUACAUUAUACAAAAAAUAAGCCCACUGAAUUUGGUAAGAACUACAGACAAGGUCGUUGUAUUAUACAUUGUUAUGGAUUGGUUAUAUAUAUUCAUGAAUACAGUUUCUCUAUGUUGCAAGGGGACUGUAUUCCAUGGGCGAAGGAUCUCAUUGUAACCUCCAUUGCAAUACUAGUGCUACAAGUUCAUAAUAAUUAUAAUAAUACACCAUCUUCCUGCUUCCAAAUAUUUUUAAUCAAAAUCAUAACCAAGACUUGUAAAUCAAACCUGCCUUGUCCUUCAGCAUAAUGUGUAGUAACAUGUGACAAGCAAGCAUAAAUACACUUAACACACUUAUUAGUAGACUCGGCUCCUUGUUAAUGCUAUUGUCAGAGUAAUCAUUAUGUUUAGUAACCAGGUGCUAGUAAGAAUGAAUAUUGAGUUUCCCUCUUGUGGUACUAUUUAAUGACCACGAAACUGUCAGAUGUGCUGAGUCAGCAACAGCUGUGUGCGACAGCUGGCCUGUAUACCGGUGCUCUGAGUGUAUCGAUGCGAUCAAAUUACAAGAUACUGCAUCUUAUGUCAUAUCGCUUACUCUGAUGGCAGAAUCCAAAUGAAACCAGGUCAGAUAUUUUAAAUUGUACAUUGAUUCCAGUACACAGACGCCAAUAAUUGAUUUUACAGAAGCAUUACAAAAUUUUGAGCCAAAUUCUGUCAAUAUGAUUUAGUGAAACAUAUUUUUAGACUAAUUAACUGAUUACUGUAAAUCUUGAAAUUAACGCAAGCGUGAAUGAAAUGUGAAAAAUGGGAGGGGUCUUUGCUCACAUUAUUAAACAUUGCAUUUAUAUCAACAAUAAGACAUUUUGGAUAGCAGAAAUACCAACCUAGACAUACGCUGAAAACAAACAACUAUGUAUUCCACAUCACUGUUUAUUGAGCAGCACUUGUUACAAUUAUCUAAACAAUGCCAUGCAAACACUGAAUUGUCACUCAAGACAAGAGUUCUAUGUCAUCACUGAUCACACCUGACAGAUCAGUCCAGACAGACGCCACCCACACAGCACGGCGUCUUUGUUCUUUGCGACUGCAUCAAGGGCCGACACAAGCCAGCGCGCAUGUAUUGUUUUAGCGGAAGUACUCUACUCAGCGCUUAUAAGCGGUGCUAUUUGGUGUGUGAUUGGAUUAAUGUAAGGUUGGGUUAAGGUGAGGAUUCUCCUGUAAAUCUGACGGAGGAAGACAUAAAUCCAAUGAUACUUGAGGAGGGGGUGUCGCAUUUUUUGCUUGGGGCCAGCGGUCGCAUUCUUUUGGAGAUGCAUUUAUUUUGCGACUGACAGUAUUGACCCCUAAUACAGACAUCAUCAUAAUUAUUACAUAUACAAUAAACGAAUAAUCACUUGUUACAUAUUUUGAGUUGUUUGGGGAUAAAGUGCCAUACCCUCAAUGUAUUAAUGUUUACUUAUUUUAGAUCCCAGUAGUUCCUGGAACUUUAUUUUGAGGAUAUCAUCUCUGCUUGAUAUUGCAUUUAUAAUAUUUUCAUGUUCAAUUUUGAGUGUUGAAAUGCAAAUAUAUCUAGUCUACAACAGCUUAUCCAUGAAGUCAAGAUUAUUAAUGAAAGUUCCUCAUAUCUAGUGUAUUCUGAAACAGUAGCACCGCAAGUACUACGACCGUUGAGAUUGUUUUGUGAGAAUAAGCUAUAUCUCCUACUGCCCAGUAGUACCAUGUCAGUAGUCUUCAUCUACC
Messenger RNA from Haliotis rufescens (red abalone), 4434 nucleotides. RefSeq names its product solute carrier family 28 member 3-like. The transcript is spliced from 12 exons. Gene Ontology annotation, biological process: nucleoside transmembrane transport. Gene Ontology annotation, molecular function: nucleoside:sodium symporter activity. The coding region runs from base 363 to 2324 and encodes 653 amino acids. Gene Ontology annotation, cellular component: membrane. The record is from RefSeq and is a predicted model, not a curated record. NCBI's taxonomy places the organism in Eukaryota, Metazoa, Mollusca, Gastropoda, Lepetellida, Haliotidae.